Messenger RNA from Poecilia reticulata (guppy), 6310 nucleotides. RefSeq names its product putative ribonuclease ZC3H12C. Gene Ontology annotation, molecular function: RNA endonuclease activity; mRNA binding; metal ion binding. Gene Ontology annotation, cellular component: cytoplasmic ribonucleoprotein granule; nucleus. The record is from RefSeq and is a predicted model, not a curated record. NCBI's taxonomy places the organism in Eukaryota, Metazoa, Chordata, Actinopteri, Cyprinodontiformes, Poeciliidae.
GAUGCUGCCAUGUUUACGAUGAGCCAGAGGCUCGGUGGGCGUCAUGGAGACGAGAGGAGCAAAGAUUUGUGUUUCCCAGUCAUCAUCUGGCCGAAGUGUGCCACAACAAUGCAGAAGAGGGACAUAAACUUCUUGAACUCCCCACUUUGCGUUUCUCUCCUGCUUAAGCUCAUCCGGCCCAUCCUUAAAGGCCGGACGGUUCAGCCUGUCUCUCUUCCCCCCCUGUGGCAGAACCACCCCCAGCCUGAAACAAAAGAGAGAAGAGUGACUGUGGCGCUCUGUAGCCAGGUGUUCCCCACGAUGCAGCUGCCCUCCCCAGCCUCCCUUUGUGUGGCUCUAUUGUUGACCGGCCCUCCCCUCCUUGAUUCAUCGGCCACACAGGGGAAGCCCCUUUCAGGCUUGGGACAGGAGUGUGUGUGUGGUGUGUGUUGGAGAGUACGCGUGCCUUAGGGAAGCAGGCAUCUGCCCAGAGCCACUCCCCUCCUCCGCCUCCUCCUCAUGUCUCGGUGUAAAUCUGCUGCUCUCUGAUUGGUGAAGAAGCUCUCACUUCAAACCAGGCGACGGCGGACAUUGUUGCUCCAUCUGUCCGGCCGCUCAUUGUCCAACCGGCCUGCUGGAGGACGCCGUCUCGCUCCGGAAGAGGCUUGGAUGGAGCAACUUUGGCUCCUGAUUUGCGUUCAUUUCGCCUGCAGCGUUUCUCCUCAUCUGCUCAGCGAGGAUUUAAAUAUGUGGAAAUGAGACACCCAGGUCUGUCUGGCUCUGGCUCAGAUGAGUGGAGCUUGGUGAAGGAGCGCUGCUCGGCCCGGUGUGCUGGAUGUCUGUGACGGAUCCAUGGGCCAGAAGGACCAUGUGGAGGCGGGAGCAGUCCUCGACCUGGCGGCGGACCUGGAGUAUCUCCACGUAGCAGGGGCCGACCGGCAGGCUGGCGGCCUUGACGGACCCCCUGCUAUGGAGGAGCAGGCGGAAAGCUUCACCACCACCACCACCACAGUUGGUUCCCCUCAGGAGGAGAGCGGUGGGUCUGAUGGCGAGUGCAAGUCGGCGCCGCCGGCCACAGCAGACUCAGACGGAGGAGAGGUCAGCUACACUUCCAGUAAAAACACCCACCAGCCGCUGUGCCGCACGCCAUGUGUGGAUCUGGGCACGGAGGGGCCUCCUGAGCCUCUGUCGGAUCCCUCAGGAGGACCGGAGCGGGACCCUCCCGAGCCUCCAGCCGACUCCCCUGCACCAGGACCAGCGCCUAAGCCGGCGGGGAAGGAAUACCAGGCAAAGCUGGAGUUCGCCUUGAAGCUGGGUUACUCUGAAGACACUGUGCGCCAGGUGCUGUCCAAGCUCGGACCCGACACCCUCAUCAACGACAUACUGGGCGAACUGGUCAAACUGGGCACCAAACCUGACAGCGAGCAGCCAGCGGGAAUAUUGAUCUCUACCUCAUCGUCUUCGUCAUCCUCGUCUUGUGGCUGCUCUGACGUGCUAGAUGGCCAAAGAUCGGACUCUCCGCUACCCUCGGAGUCUGUCUGUGACCAGGACAACCUGCGGCCGAUCGUGGUGGACGGUAGCAACGUGGCCAUGAGUCAUGGAAACAAGGAGGUGUUUUCCUGUCAGGGCAUCCAGCUGGCUGUAGACUGGUUUGUGGAGCGUGGCCAUCAGGAAAUCACGGUUUUCGUGCCUGCUUGGAGGAAAGAGCAGUCCCGCCCCGAUGCUCCAAUAACAGAUCAGGAGAUCCUGCGGCGCCUCGAGAAAGAAAAAAUCCUGGUCUUCACCCCCUCACGGCGCGUCCAAGGUCGGCGUGUGGUCUGUUAUGACGAUCGCUUCAUCGUCAAGCUGGCUUAUGAGUCAGAUGGCAUCAUCAUCUCCAAUGACAACUACAGAGACCUGGCUAAUGAAAAGCCUGAGUGGAAGAAGUUCAUAGACGAGCGGCUGCUCAUGUAUUCCUUCGUCAAUGACAAAUUUAUGCCUCCAGAUGACCCUCUCGGACGUCAUGGCCCCAGCCUGGACAACUUCUUGAGGAAAAGGCCAAUCAUGCCUGAGCAGAAGAAACAACCCUGUCCAUAUGGGAAAAAGUGCACGUAUGGCCACAAGUGCAAGUACUACCACCCCGAGAGAGGAGCUCAGCCUCAGCGCGCCGUGGCCGACGAGUUGCGUGCCAGUGCCAAGAGCUGCGUCCCCUCCAAGAACCAGGGGGAUACUGGCCUGGUGAAGAGCCACAGUGUGCCAGCUGGCACCAUUGAGGCAAAAAACGGUGCCCCGAAAAGGCAAUCGGAUCCCAGCAUCCGAGCUCUGUCAUACAGUGACGCUGAGGAGAAGCUGCUGGUGAAAAGCAGACUAGAAAGCCAGAAGAGCAACAUAGGUGGGAGCAGCAGUAGCAGUUCUAGUAGCAGCAUCAGCUGUGGCGGAGGUUUAGCUGUGUCUUCAGCCCUGGCAGGACCGUCGCCUGGUUUUGGUCUUUUGCAAGACCAACAGUCCAGAUCAGGGACGCAUCUACCAGCCCCCAGCCAUGAUCUCUACCCUCACUGUGAGACUCCAGACUUAAGCUACUACUCUGUAACCCGGGCCUACUCUGGCCUGAGCCUCUCCUCCCGACGAAGCCCGGACUGCCGCUACCCCAACGAUCCGGAGCUGCGGCACGGCUCGAUGGGCUCCGCAGGUUCUGAAUGUGGGAGUGAAAGCAGCGUCAGUUGUGGCAGCAGCGAUUCGUAUAGUGACCGAUCCUGUCCCGGAUGCCCCCCAGAUCCUCUAUUAGAAGAAAGCAUUCAUUUCCCCAACCCCGCCGGCCGCCUGUACCCUCAUCACAUCGCUUCCAACCAUGAGCUGUGCAGUCUGCAUGCGGCAGAUUACCCAAGCAUCCAACACAACCACACCUCUAAUCCAGCCGUACAUUCCUACCAUCUGAAUGCUGCGUGUGGGCAGAGCUGUGUUCAUGAGCAGCCUCCACCAGAGGGACCCCCUAAACGGCCCCUUUACCCUCUGCCUCCUCACCUCCAACACCAGCCGCUAGCUGCCCGCUCCAGCUGCCCCGGGGACUACCACUCUCUGCCUCAAUCCAACCGUCAACCCCCCGGAUCUCCCAUUGGCCGCUGCCUGGCCCCCACUCGCGGUGAAAGUGUAUCCGACUCGCAUCUGUACGAACAUCUCUCUGCGUCUCACCACCACCAUCGACCGAAAACGCUGCCCAGCUGGGAGACAUAUUAUAGGCAGCCGUCACUCCCACCGUCGCGGUACGAGCCGUCGUCCUACCAGAGUCUGCCCGACGCGCAUCAGUCAUCCUGGCACCCCGCACCGUGGCCUCAAGAGGGCUACAGCUCGUCUCACCCAGCUCUGCACCCGUCCCCGACACGUUACCUAGGCCACCCGCCACCACCAGCCCUCUCUCCCCACCCUCCUUACCCGCCUCACAGCUCCCAUCUCGCUCUUCCGUCACACCCUCCUCCCCCGUACGGGCCGCAGCACCCCGAGUCCCCCGUGCACGGUCGCUACGAAGACGUGAGGGAGAAGGUUUACGUCGACCUUUGCAACAUCUUCCCCUCGGAGCUGGUGAGGCGUGUGAUGGCUAGGAACCCCCAUGUCACGGACCCCCAGCAGCUGGCUGCCGCCAUCUUGGCAGAGAAAGCUCAAAGUGGCUACUGAAGAAUCCCCUCCCGUUUGGACAGCAAAAGAAACAAGUCAAGAGGAACAGUCAUCUUUGAGAAUCUGUAACCCAGAAGCCCCAGUUCUUUUGUUUUCAUAGUCGACACGUCUUUAACAAGCAAAACUACUCACACGACUGCCCAAAGGAACUUAUACAAUUUUACAUCAAAAUUAUAACUUUGUCAGCUGCUACAUUAAUGAUGGUAAUGACCAGUUAUUAAACAUGUAUGAUACAUGGAUGUAUUGUACUCUUGCUAACACAAAAUACUGUUUGAAAGUUUUUCUAGGAUGCUAAAACACAUUUUCAGCUUUAUAUCCAAAACUACUGGUCUUUAAUAUGCAGUAGUUUGACUUUUAUUUUGUCUGUAUUUAAUUAUGACCUAGUUAAUCUACAGGACACCUGGCUAACAUUUAUUACUUAACUCUUACUUAACUCUUUGUACUCCAAAGAACAUGAACCCUAAUUUUGCCGUCCGGUGUGGGAAACACUUUUAUAUCAUGUUUUUGACGGUGCGCCACCGACGUCGAUAAGAAUUCGCUUUGACUGAAUAAGGAUUUUUAGAGAAACCUGCAGAAAUGCAGUUGUUUAGGUUAAAGUUCACAUGUGUGGCGUGCUUAAAAACUAUGUAUUUACACAUUAAUUAUCUUUAUGCUACAGUUCAUUCUCUGGUACUUGGUCUGUUUCCUGUAUCAAUCUGUUUGUGUUUGUGUGUUGUGUUGUUUGCUGGGUUUUUUUUUCCAUGAUUGAAAAAAAAAAAAAAAAAAAAAAGGUGUUCAAAAUGUCGUCUUAUUGAGACGGCAGUCUUUUUUGGUCAGAGUUGUAAACCGUAGAGAUGGGUGACCCUGUCCUGUGUACCUUAGUUUUAGUAAGGGACAUCUCUCUCAUUCUCUCUCUCUCUCUGUUAGCCCUAGACUUUUGGGUCAGCUCUGGUUAUUUGCUUCAGUUCAGACGCAUCGUCGACAGCAAAUGUAAAUAUAUUUAACCGUUUCCUUCGCUUUGCUUUCGGGGGCAGUAGAGUCCGCUGUCGUCUGGAGCAGAUCCCAGCUGAAUUCACGCCAGACGGAGAAAAACCCUGUUUGAUACAAAUUGUAUCAUGAACUAAGUCGCUGAUAUUAUUUAUAUACAGUACAUUGACUUGUCGGUGUAAUGCGAAAUGGCAAAGUGCAUUGACGACCGUUCUGUUUUAAUUGCAAUUUUACAACUUUUAUCUUUACAAAUAGCUUUGCGACAAUUCAUUUGAAAUAUAUAUUUUUUUGAAAAAUAGUUGCAGACCUACUAUGUUUAGGUAUCAACUACAUUACUUGUUUUCUUCGGGUUUCGUUAUUGGCCACGUUGGUAAAGAUGUGUAAGAAGAAACCAGUUUUACAUUCACACAAUCUCAAUAAAUGAGGAAAAAGUAAAAUUUUCACAUUUCUGUUUAUAUAGUGGAUCUUUUUACACAUCCAUAGCAGGGUGGGCAAUACCAGCUGUAAAUAACCAUUAAAGGAACAUUUAGUGAUUGACAGCCUGAUUUUAGUCUAAGGUUGGGAUCACUACGUUUUUAAAUCUCCAUUCUUGUUUUGCGUUGUUUUUAUUUAAGUAAGACGAGUUGUAAUGAACUUAAAACAAUUUCUCCCAAGUUAUGAAUUCAGUAGAGUUCAUUCGUGAUUAAAAUGGUAUUUAGACGAUAUCCCUGUGGCCAUUUUGAAUUUCUCCCAGAUAGCAUUAUUUUCAUCACACAUACACACCCUACACUCAUUUACGAACUCUAUUCGAUUUGACCGUUUAUUUGGGGCAGACAACAUAAUGAUGAUGUCGUUUUCUAAAUCCCCAUGGGACGCAUGGUUAUUUUCAUACAGUCAAAAUGGUUACUACUUAAGUCAGUUGAUGAGCAGUUUUUAAUCUUUUUGUGAAAACUGCUUAUCAAGCAUGGUUUUGAUGAAAUUCUCUUCAGAAUUGUUUCUAUCCUGAUGAUGUUUUUCCGUAUAAUUGCCAAAAAGCACUUAGGAAAAAAAACGACUAAAAAAGAUAUUUCUCAAAAACGCAAAAACUUUGAAAUUAGAAAGAAUUCAAACCCACAUUUGAAGUUCAAAAUGGCUACCAAGGAGGGUAGCUUGAGUGAGCCUUGUUGGUUGACAAGCUUGCUUCAUAGUCCGUGGUGACACAUUGUACAAAUAUCUGUUUAACUGUACAAUAAUAUUGAGAGAGAAUUAUUUGUGUUUAUUGAAGAAGCGCCUUCCCUCCGGCCUCCUGGCACCGUGUGUCAGUGUGGCGACUGAGCGUGGGCCCAAAGUAAUGCCUCUUCGUGGCAUUGUGCUUAUGACACAUCCGAUAAUCUGAACUAUGUUCAGCUAACUAUUAUGCAUGAAGGUUUUUUUUAAUUCUUAAUUUUCUGCAUGAGUUGUUUUUGUUUUUGUCUUGCCAUGAUGUUACCGACGGGCCUGUAGGUUUAAACGUUUGCUUGCUUGCACGUUUUCUGAGCAGGUCACUUUAUUUAUAUCUAACCGUGAAGGGGGCGUGGCCUCCUCUCCUCUGUGCUGCACCCGUGGUAACAUCUGACUUGUAAGUCUUUUAAAAUUGACUCGGAGGCUAAAAAAAAUCCAGUUUCGCAUUUGUUACAUUUUCUCAAUAAACUAACAGUGUAAAAACUUCCAACUGUAAUUGUGAUUGUUGAAUAAAGGCAACGUACUGCUCUAAAAUACA